Molecule: messenger RNA, 823 nt
Organism: Brienomyrus brachyistius
Lineage: Eukaryota; Metazoa; Chordata; Actinopteri; Osteoglossiformes; Mormyridae
Product: gastrokine-1-like
Exons: 6
Coding region: 83-607 (174 amino acids)
Biological process (GO): regulation of cell population proliferation
Source: RefSeq, a predicted model, not a curated record
ACUGAGUACUCACUCUGGAGACCGGCAGAAGCAGACAGUACUGACUGAGUACUCAUUCUAGACCUCCUUACUCACAGACACCAUGGCAAAGUACCUCCAAGCCCUUAUCCUGCUUGGAGCUCUUCUGGCAGGAGCUAUAGCUGAUGAGAACGUUUCCCUGGUGAGGAAAGGAGCUAAUGGCCAGUACCACAUCAUCGUGACUGACAGCGAGGCCCAGGUUGCCGUGGAGUAUGUGGACGCUGGGAAGGAUUCCGUCCUCAUCCUCAUAGACUACAAGACAGGAUAUAUGGCUGUCAAGUCCUUUGAGAAGCAAGCCUGCUACACCAUCAAGAUGAACCAGGAUUUCCCCCCUUUGAACAAGCUGAAGGAGACGCUGGGGAACCUCAAGACUCAGGACCCCCCCAGUGCCCCCCCACAGCAAUACAUUCCCACCAAUAUCUCCGUCAAGAACCUGGCGAUGCUGGGGGACUCAAUCCAAGCUGUUUGCCACAACCUCCCUAUCUACUGGACCCAGAGACAAUCAGGCAUGAUGCUGGAUUUCUCCUUCUGCAACGGACAACUAUUUAACUGGUGGAUCGUGCAUAUAUGCUUUGGACUGAGCUAUUAGUAACAGGAGGCAUCACUUCCCCAUCUUCUGAUGAGAAGAAAAUACUAACGAAGUCCUGGAUUUCAUUUGAGACAGAAUCAUUAUUUUGGCUUAUAACACUGAAUGGUAAGCCAGAGACAUAAGCAAUUACUGCUGUGGGAUCAAAUAAAGUACAGCAAAUUCAGUCACCUACACAUUUUAAUGCUGUUUUCAAUGUCGUCAUGUUCUUUAUUUGGC